Molecule: messenger RNA, 1182 nt
Organism: Miscanthus lutarioriparius
Lineage: Eukaryota; Viridiplantae; Streptophyta; Magnoliopsida; Poales; Poaceae
Source: the annotation of a GenBank genome assembly
AUGAGGCGGUCCGUGGCGUCGAUGGUGGUGGCGCAGGUGGCGCCGGGGCCCCUGCUGCGGCGCCACGGCUCGGCGGCGCCCCCAUGGCUGUCGUCGUCGUCGUCCUUCGCCUCGCCGCCGCCGGCGAGUUCCGGAUGCAGGAGGCAGGAGCAGGACUAUUCUCAUAGCUCAGAUGUGGCAGUUCGAGGAAGCAGUGGUUUCAAGCUUCAAUUCUAUCCCAAAUUAAACGUGAGGAAUAUUACACAAGAAUGGGUUCAAGAGACCUUGAUGCUGUUCUAUCUCAAAACUGCCAACAAUGUCACAAAUAACAUCUAUAUGGGAAGCACUCUAUUGGCUGGAAAUGUACAAGAUGGUCUCUCUGAAGAUCGCAGGGGUUUGAACUACCCUUACUUGCAGAACCUGAGAGAUCGUGUAUCAUCCAAAUCAAUGAAUAGACGUGUGCCAGCUCCAAUAAGUGUUGUUAAUGAUAGUCCCAAGUGUUUGAGCAUGCCUAGAGCCUCUAAGGUGGAGAUUCCUUGGCGUGACUAUGCACCAGCAGAGGAUCCUUUGCUUGAUAAACCUAAUACAGAGGUAAUUUUGGAGCUUGAUGAUGAAGUUCAUGAUGGUGAUGACAACAAGGAGAAGAAACUUGUGGUAAAAAAGGUGGUUUCACCUUUGCCAACUAAAGCAGCCUUCUCUGAGGAAUCUUUAAAAGCACGGAAGGCACUUGCUAGCAUCUACGACAAAGUUUUGGUAGUUGACAAUAUCGAGUCAGCUAGGAGCAUUGUUAAACUGCUCACUACAAAGUACAAGAGCUUUAUUCAUGCAUGUCACACAGAGGUAGCAGAUAUUGAUGCCAAAGAAAAGACACCAGUUGGUCAUGGAGAAGUAAUAUGCUUUAGCAUCUAUUCAGCAAAUUCUGAUGUACAGGCAGCUGAUUUUGGACAUGGCAAAACUUGCAUUUGGGUUGAUGUUCUAGAUGGUGGAAGGGGUGUCCUGAUGGAGUUUGCUCCUUUCUUUGAAGAUCCAUCCAUCAAGAAGGUGCAUGAUGAAUUGAUACUGGAAGGGCCUUCAGAAUCUGCUGAGGUGGCCAAGGCUAUAGUGGUGGAGUGUAUGUCCAAACCUUUCUACGGAACCAACAUUUUGAAAGUCGACCUGGCUGUUGAUGCCAAGUGUGCAAAGAGCUGGUGUGCUGCCAAAUAG